GAGAACAGCCUAGCCUAACCUGGCUGACCGCUACGUUCACCGACGAAAACACUUGCAGAUCAACGCGACACAAUCGUUGUUCAACUAACAAUAAUAACUUACUCUAGUGAGCGAGUGACGUGCAACGCAAAUAAACAAUGUUCGACUUCGUCAAAAAGGACGACAAAGUCCUGGUGCUGUUGAAUAACAAAGUGAGCACAACCGACUUUCCCCCGUCUCUGUUGGAGGUUAACAAUUGUGAAGCUAAGGUGAUCAAGUCAGCUGACUCGAAGACACUUGCGAACGACUCGUCCUUCAAUUGGGUCCUGGCAUUCGAUGCUCACGAGCAGAAAGACCUCGUUGAUCUCCUCAAAUUCGUCGCCCCAGGGGGAUCUAUUGUUCUACAUAAAUUAAUUGACAAUUCCAAGGCCAAUGAGGCGGACAAACUCUUCUCCGAGGACAUCUCAGCCCUGAGGGUCAGUGGUUUUAGGUUCAAAGAGUGCAGAGUCAGUCCUCUGACGUCAACGUGGAGGAUCCAAGGUCUUCUCAGUGAUGAGUACCAGGAUGACCUGGGCGUUUGCCAGAUUUUUGGGGAAAAACCUUCGUAUGAGAUUGGAUCUUCAGUGGCUUUGUCCUUUGCAAAGAAACCACAGAACGUUUGGAAGCUCGAUGAUGCUGUUGAGGAUGACCUGAUCGAUGAGGACGAUUUAUUGGAUGAAGAGGACUUGAAAAAACCUGCGGAAUCAUCACUCAGGGUCUGUGGAACAACUGGCAAACGUAAAGCCUGCAAAGACUGCUCCUGUGGUCUAGCUGAAGAAUUGAAUGGAGAAGCUGCAAAGGAGAAAACCGAAAAAUCGUCUUGUGGAAAUUGCUACCUCGGAGAUGCAUUCCGCUGUGCAAGCUGUCCUUACAUCGGAAUGCCAGCCUUCAAACCAGGUGAAAAGGUCGUCCUCCCCUCGUCACAAUUGGCUGCUGAUAAAUAAUCGAAUUGUCUAACAGUUCCUGAACCACAUUCGUUUGUUAUUCAGAGGUGAAAAUAAUCUUUGGGCACAAAACAAUUCAUGUUGAAACAUAAGAGAGGAUCAUUUGUCUGUUUAUAAUAAAUUAUCUGCGAAAAGUUUAA
Messenger RNA from Diachasma alloeum, 1102 nucleotides. It is a transcript of the gene CIAPIN1, whose product is annotated as anamorsin homolog. NCBI's taxonomy places the organism in Eukaryota, Metazoa, Arthropoda, Insecta, Hymenoptera, Braconidae. Gene Ontology annotation, molecular function: iron-sulfur cluster binding. Gene Ontology annotation, biological process: iron-sulfur cluster assembly. The transcript is spliced from 5 exons. The coding region runs from base 138 to 962 and encodes 274 amino acids. Gene Ontology annotation, cellular component: cytoplasm. The record is from RefSeq and is a predicted model, not a curated record.